This is a messenger RNA of Anoplopoma fimbria (sablefish), 1167 nucleotides long. RefSeq names its product ATP-sensitive inward rectifier potassium channel 1-like. The annotation marks the transcript as partial. Gene Ontology annotation, molecular function: ATP-activated inward rectifier potassium channel activity. The record is from RefSeq and is a predicted model, not a curated record. The transcript has a single exon. Gene Ontology annotation, biological process: potassium ion import across plasma membrane; regulation of monoatomic ion transmembrane transport. NCBI's taxonomy places the organism in Eukaryota, Metazoa, Chordata, Actinopteri, Perciformes, Anoplopomatidae. Gene Ontology annotation, cellular component: plasma membrane.
GUUCUCUCCAGCUCCAGGAUGUUCCAGGUGCUCCAGGGUCACAUCCAGCCGGUGGGAAACCGAAGCCCCAAAACUCGCCUGGUCACCAAAGACGGACGCUGCAACAUAGAGUUCGGCAACAUCCAAUACAACAACCACCUGGCGUACCUGGUGGACUUCUGGACCACGUUCGUGGAGAUCCGGUGGCGCUUCGUGCUCCUCCUGUUCGUGGCCUCGUUCACGGGCAGCUGGUUCGUCUUCAGCCUGCUGUGGUACUGGAUUGCAAAGAGCAACGGGGAUCUGACGGGCCAGAACCGCACGGAUGGACACGUCCAGUGUGUAGACAACGUCAACGGCCUCACCACGGCGUUCCUCUACUCCCUGGAGACCCAGACCACCAUCGGGUACGGCGGCAGGGCGCUGACGGGCCACUGCGCCGGCACCGUGGCUCUGAUCAUCAUCCAAUCGCUGAUCGGCGUCUUCAUCAACUGCUUCAUGUGCGGCAUCAUCUUGGCCAAGAUCUCCUUGCCCAAAAAGAGGGCAAAGACCGUCACCUUCAGCGACACGGCUGUCAUCUGCUUGAAGAAAGGAAGUCUGUGUCUCCUGAUCCGAGUGGCGAACCUCCGAAAGACCUUGUUGAUCGGCAGCCAGAUCUACGGCAAGCUGCUCAGGACAACGACCACGCCGGAUGGAGACACCAUCAUUCUGGACCAGGUGGACAUUGACUUUGUGGUCGACGCCGGAAAGGACAACCUGUUCUUUGUUUGCCCGAUGACCCUCUACCACGUGAUCAACAGAUCCAGUCCAUUCUACGAGCUGUCGGCGGACUCUCUUCCCCACCAGGACUUUGAGUUGGUGGUGUUUCUGGACGGCACGGCCGAGUCCACCAGCUCCUCCUGUCAGGUCCGGACCUCCUACGUCCCCCAGGAGAUCCAGUGGGGAUACAGUUUCCUGCCCAUCAUCUCGCGCACCAAGACGGGGAAGUACCGCGUGGACUUCUCAAACUUCUCCAAAAGCGUCCAGGUGACCACGCCGCACUGCGUCCACUGCUUUGAGACGGACGCAGACCAGAGGAACCACAACAGCAAUGACCACGACAAUCACCACCACCAGCAGAAGUCUGGCAUCGACAACUUGGGUUUUCAGGUGAUCAACAUUCCCGACUCCGUGGACUUCACCAAGAUGUGA